Molecule: messenger RNA, 2303 nt
Organism: Erythranthe guttata (spotted monkey flower)
Lineage: Eukaryota; Viridiplantae; Streptophyta; Magnoliopsida; Lamiales; Phrymaceae
Product: cyclic nucleotide-gated ion channel 2
Source: RefSeq, a predicted model, not a curated record
UUUUAUUAUUAUUAUUAUUUUUUUAAUUAGUGUUUUAAAUGGUUUCCCUCCCACGAAGAUGCCUUCUCCGAAUAAUAAUCCAGACCCCAAUUUCUCCAUCUCACGGUGGUUUGGAAUAUUCCGGCGAGAAUCUGACAUCACCGACGACACCAGCAGCAACCAAUCCCCAAACUCCGGCGAAUGCUACGCCUGCACUCAGGUCGGAGCUCCGGUGUUCCACUCCACCAGCUGCGACAAGGCCCACCAGCCGGAGUGGGAGGCCUCCGCCGGCUCCUCCCUGCUCCCGAUAAAAUACCGAUCCACCUCCGAAACCCGGACCGACGGCGCCGGCGGCGGCGGGCGGCGUCCCUCCGCCGGGGUUUACGACCCCCGGACCAAGCGCGUGCAGCGGUGGAACCGCGCGUUCCUGAUGGCGCGUGGGAUGGCGCUGGCGGUGGACCCGCUGUUCUUCUACGCGCUGUCGAUUGGGCGGGGCGGGUGGCCGUGCCUGUACAUGGACGGCGGAUUGGCUAUCAUCGUGACGGUGCUCCGCACGUGCGUGGACGCCGUGCAUCUUUGCCACAUGUGGCUACAGUUCCGGCUGGCGUACGUGUCUAGAGAAUCGCUCGUUGUUGGCUGCGGGAAACUCGUGUGGGACACACGCGCCAUCGCCCGCCAUUAUCUCCGCUCGUUUAAGGGCUUCUGGUUCGAUAUCUUCGUCAUUCUUCCUGUUCCUCAGGCCGUGUUUUGGUUAGUAGUGCCGAAGUUGAUAAAAGAGGAGCAAAUAAAGCUUAUAAUGACAAUUCUCCUACUAAUUUUCUUGUUCCAAUUCCUACCUAAAGUCUUCCACAUCAUUUGCUUAAUGCGACGAAUGCAAAAAGUUACCGGUUACAUCUUCGGCACCAUUUGGUGGGGUUUCGGCCUCAAUCUCAUCGCCUACUUCAUCGCUUCUCACGUUGCCGGUGGAUGCUGGUACGUUCUAGCGAUACAGCGUGUGGCUUCUUGUCUGAAGCAGCACUGUAAUAUAAACGGGACUUGUGAUGUGUCGCUAUCGUGCUCCGAGGAGGUUUGUUAUCAGUUUCUACUGCCAUCUGGCACGUUGGAUAAUCCGUGCGGCGGUGGUAAUUCGACGGUCGUGAUUAGGAAGCCGCUGUGUUUGGAUGUCAACGGCCCGUUUCGUUACGGGAUAUAUAAAUGGGCCCUCCCCGUUGUGUCGAGCAAUUCCGUUGCCGUGAAGAUUCUUUAUCCUAUUUUUUGGGGAUUGAUGACUCUGAGCACGUUUGGUAACGAUUUGGAGCCGACGAGUCAUUGGUUGGAAGUGAUCUUCAGUAUAAUCACUGUGCUCAGUGGUCUAAUGUUGUUCACUUUGUUAAUUGGUAACAUUCAGGUAUUUUUGCAUGCGGUUAUGGCGAAGAAGAGAAAAAUGCAGCUGAGGUGUCGGGACAUGGAAUGGUGGAUGAGGCGGCGGCAAUUGCCGUCUGAGCUGAGACAAAGAGUUCGCCGUUACGAACACCAACGGUGGGCCGUUAUGGGCGGUGAUGACGAGAUGGAAUUGAUUCAGGACUUGCCCGAAGGACUUAGGCGGGACAUUAAACGGUUUCUUUGCCUCGAUCUUGUUAAAAAGGUACCUCUAUUCCAUAGCUUGGAUGACCUCAUCCUCGACAACAUAUGCGACCGCGUAAAGCCCCUCGUUUUCUCCAAAAACGAAAAGAUCAUACGAGAAGGCGACCCCGUGCAACGAAUAGUAUUCAUAGUCCACGGCCGAGUCGGGAGUAGCCAAAACCUAAGCCGAGGAAUAGUGGCCACAAGUCAACUCGAGCCAGGUGGCUUCUUCGGCGACGAGCUUCUCUCGUGGUGCCUCCGCCGCCCGUUCACCGACAGGCUUCCGGCAUCUUCCGCCACGUUCACUUGCAUCGAAUCCACCGAGGCUUUUUCUCUCGACGCGAACAGUUUGAGGUACAUAACGGACCACUUUCGGUAUAAGUUUGCGAACGAGAGGCUCAAGAGGACCGCUAGGUACUACUCGUCGAACUGGAGGACUUGGGCGGCAGUUAAUGUACAGCUGGCGUGGCGGCGGUACAUUGAGAGGAGUAGACAGGCGGUGACCUUUCGCUCGGUGAAUGACGAUAGCGACAGGCGCCUAAGGCAAUAUGCUUCGUUCUUUAUGUCGAUUAGGCCUCAUGAUCAUCUUGAAUAAGUUCAAUGUCUUUCCAUAUAUAGAUUCUUUAAUCCUUGUGAAGGAUUUUGGUGAUUUUGUGUACUAUUUGAUUCUGUGAUAAUGUUUUUUUUCUUUUAAUUUUUUUAAUUUUAAAUUUUAAAUUUUA